ACACUUAGUUAUUUCUAACGAUCUUUGUCUAUACAAACAUUCAUAAUCUCUCUCGAAAAAUGAAGCUCUCUUUGCGUUUUCUCUCAGUCCUUCUCCUCAUUUCUUUCAUGGUUCUUGCUACCACUGCAGAGGUGAGUCCGGUGGAUAACAAAAUAUGUAAGACACGGAGUGAUCGUUUCUCAGGGGUGUGCUUGAGCACUAACAAUUGUGCUAUCAUCUGCCAACAAUUCGAGCACUUUGAUGGCGGUCAUUGCGAAUUCGACGGAGCCCUCCGUCGUUGUAUGUGCACCAAACAAUGUAAUAAUUAAGAUCAUCAUGAUGAUUCAAUAUUCUCUAUUCCAUCAUUUGUUUCUAGAUAAAUAAUAAAGGACACACUUUGUU
Molecule: messenger RNA, 381 nt
Organism: Arabidopsis arenosa
Lineage: Eukaryota; Viridiplantae; Streptophyta; Magnoliopsida; Brassicales; Brassicaceae
Source: the annotation of a GenBank genome assembly